Molecule: messenger RNA, 4542 nt
Organism: Podarcis muralis (Common wall lizard)
Lineage: Eukaryota; Metazoa; Chordata; Lepidosauria; Squamata; Lacertidae
Gene: KCNG2
Product: potassium voltage-gated channel modifier subfamily G member 2
Biological process (GO): protein homooligomerization; potassium ion transmembrane transport; action potential
Cellular component (GO): membrane; voltage-gated potassium channel complex
Molecular function (GO): voltage-gated potassium channel activity; protein binding
Source: RefSeq, a predicted model, not a curated record
ACGCGCGGCAAUGCCGGGCGAGGCGCCGCUCCUGCCCCCGACGGCCUUUUCUGCGGGGCUUCUAGCGGCAAGCCAGUGUGCGCGCAGAAGGCGGCGCCUGAGGCGAGGUGGCGCGGGGCGGCGUCCUGCUCCCCCGCCCCGUUUCUGGGCUGCCUCCUCCGAGCCGGCAGGGCGGCUUCCUGCUCUUAGUGCCCGGACGGGAUUGGGGAAGCACCUGCAGCGCGCCGCCGAGAGGGUGCAGCUUGCCGGGGCUUGAAGGGUCGCAAGGAGCCUGGGCUGGGGAGCGCGCAGCCUCGUCCCUUCCUUCCUAUCCAUCCGCGGGGCAAAAGGAGAGAGAGAGGGGAAAGUCCGCUUUUGGUUGCUGCCGGGGCUUGGCGAGCGGCUUCGCAGCGCGAGGGAAGGAGCUAAGCAGGAGAGUUGCUGGAAAGUGGAGACUGGCCUUUUGUGUCCCCACCAGUCAAGAAACUACCAUUUCUUUGAAUAGGCUAGGCACCCCCAUGAACGUAACAAAUGUAUCAGGAAAUGGCAUUGCUCCCUGGGCCCACAGAUCCCGAAUUCACCUCAUAUUCUUACAACAACUUGGAGACGCUUUGCGAAGUGCAGGCAAAGAAAGGAUUCUUCUACAAAAAGGCCACACUUCUGCGUCCUGGGGAGGACUUGUGUUGCUUUGCCCACCGAGAGGACCGAACUGGGUAUGUGAUCAUCAAUGUAGGUGGCAUCAAAUACAGAAUCCCAUGGACCACAUUAGAGAAUUGCCCCUUGACCAGGCUUGGGAAGUUAAAAUCGUGUAACAACUACGAAGAGAUCAUGGAUAUCUGUGAUGACUAUGAUGUCAAUUGCAACGAGUUUUUCUUUGACCGCAACCCCUGUGCCUUCAGGACCAUCAUGACUUUUGUGACGGCUGGGAAGCUCAGGCUCCUGAGAGAAAUGUGUGCCCUCUCUUUCCAAGAUGAGCUGGUUUACUGGGGGAUAGAAGAGGAACACCUGGAGUGGUGCUGUAAAAAAAGGCUGCGACAAAAAGAGGAAGAGAUGGCGGAGGCCGCGCUGUUUGAAGAGGAAAUGCUAGCUAGUGAAGAGCCGCAAUGUGCCUUCGAGGACAGUAGCCGUUUGCAGUUCUGCAUGAGAAAGCUCAGGGAUAUGGUGGAAAAUCCUCACUCGGGGAUCCCUGGAAAGAUCUUUGCUUGCAUAUCCGUUUCCUUUGUUGCCAUCACUGCAGUUAGCCUCUGUAUUAGCACCAUGCCAGAUCUCAGAGAAGAAGAAGACCGGGGUGAAUGUUCCCAGAAGUGCCAUGACAUCUUUGUUCUGGAGACGGUCUGCGUGGCUUGGUUUUCCUUUGAGUUUGUCUUGCGCUCCAUCCAGGCAGAGAGCAAAUGCGCCUUCUUGAAGACUCCGCUCAACAUUAUAGACAUCUUGGCCAUCUUGCCUUUCUACAUCUCUUUGAUUAUAGAUACAGCCUCUACCAAAAACACUGACAAACCUGGGGGUAGUGGCGGUGGCGGCGGUGGUGGAAACAAGUACUUGGAGAGAGUGGGCCUUGUCCUCCGCACCUUGCGAGCCCUCCGUAUCCUGUAUGUCAUGCGCUUGGCCAGGCAUUCACUGGGGCUGCAGACCCUGGGGCUUACUGUACGCCGUUGCACCCGGGAAUUUGGGCUCCUGGUCCUCUUCCUUUGUGUCGCUAUGGCACUCUUCUCCCCACUUGUUUUCCUGGCAGAGAGUGAAAUGGGAGCCAAGCAUGAAUUCACCAGUGUCCCCAGCAGUUACUGGUGGGCUGUCAUAUCCAUGACAACUGUUGGCUAUGGCGACAUGGUACCUCGUAGCAUUCCUGGGCAGGUGGUCGCCCUGAGCAGCAUCUUGAGUGGCAUUUUGCUAAUGGCUUUCCCUGUCACGUCCAUAUUCCACACUUUUUCCCGCUCGUACAUCGAGCUUAAAGAGCAACAGCAGAGAGCUGCUAGCAGACAGUACCAUCAUGUGGAAGAAAGCACCAGAACUCUGAAUGAGGACAGUUCCCAUGAAGGAGAUGACACAUGUUCACAAGAGGUUGAUGCAGAGGUGGUUCACGCAGAGACUGGACAGGGAACUAAGAGUUGCUGACUCUAGUGAAACUAAAGUAUUGUAGGAACUUUGGGGAAAAGGGCGAAUAGAUAUUUGUCAUAUCUGAAACAGCCCCUGAACUGCCCAUAUCAGGGUACUCAGCCAAACACAGUGUUGGAGAAAGACUGCCCUUUUAAGCAUUGGCUUAAGUGACCAAUCCUGUUUCUUAAGAAAAUUCAUCUGCAGCAUCCUUAGAACACAAGAUACUUUUCAGCACUCAAGAGUGAUCUUGAAGGAACAGCAGUUUAAAAGACAGGUUUCCACUGUGCACAUAGCGGGGAAUAACACUGCUAAAACAGUUGUGUGUAUAUUUUUAAAUAAGCGCCCCAAAUUCAGGGUAAAGUACAUGUGCCAUAGGACUGGGAGCAAGAGAAAGAUUGCACAAGAACAUUUUUUUCCCUAAACCCUGUACCACAGGUGGUUUCAUGGUUUUGUAAAAAGUCAUGGAGUAUUGCACAGAAAGGGUUAAAGGAAAAUUUGAAAGUAUGGGGACAAAGGGCCAUUUCUGACAAAAAGCUACCCCUAGUUUACAUCUCUGUUUAAUUUUUUCUUCAAUAGAACGAAGAUCAAUAACCACAACUCUGGCUGCCUGCUGACAGGUCUGACGUGUGCUUUAGCUCUUUAUGCAUUAUUUAAUAAAACAUGCAGAUUUACCACAGUAAGCUUUUGCAUCCUAGCUUGGAUGGCAGACGUAUACAAUAUGUUCCUUUUUGCUCAGAUUUGAAUGUAUAUUGUUUUAAAAUGAUGCUGUUUACUUCCAACGUUUGGUAUCUUAUUGCACUUCUCAGGAUGUGGCGCCUGUUGGUGCCAAGAUUUUCAAAACUGAAGAAAACAUAUCUAAGAAAGGUCAGUGUCUGGUUGGAGGACGUUUAGUUCCCUCCCAUCAUCCAUGAAUAACUAAAAGGCAGGGUGGGGCUCCCCCCCCCCAGUACAUACAGUUAGUGAACAUAGGGGAGGAGGUAGGAAAAAGAACAGGGAGGUGAUACUACAAAUUGUAAAACAGGGACGGUUUGUAGUGCAUUUGGAUGCAGCCCAUAAUUCCGCUCCCCCCGGGUAAGUGGGCAUGCCAAAAACUCCCAUUUGUGUGUAUGAGAGCUGUUUUUCCAAUGCCUAAUUACUCCACCAGGAUGGGCAGCACCCGGUAGGAGAACGCGAGAAGGAUGAGGCAGGAGGGGAGAGAGAUUAGGUAUGUGGAUGUGAAUAGAGGGAUAGGGCAAGGGAUGCAAGAGGGAAAGCCAAGCCCUCCUGUUGCCUGCUCAGCCCUCAGGGAAAUAAAGGUUCCCCAUCCCCGAUGUAAUAGGAACAGUAAAGACAAGUGAUGCAGUAUCACUAUUAUUUAUUAAAUUUAUUAGUAGCUUUCUUGCCAUGCAACUCAAAGCAACAAUUUUCAGCAAAAAAUGAACACAUGCCUACAUUAAAUUAAUAAAAGAAAUCUAAAAAACCUUUCUGAUUGUUGUUUUUUUUAAAGUAGAUAAAAGCUGUAGGUAAUUAAAAGCCAAAGGUGUAAUGAUAAAGGAUUGUUUUUGCCUGGUGCCUGAAGACAUGUAAUGAUGGUCCCAGGUGAGCCUUCCUGGGGAGAGCAUUCCACAAGCGAGGAGCCGCUACUGAAAAGGACACACAGUUCUCAUGGUGCAGAGGACAGCAUAUGAAAAAGCUGAACUUUCAAUGUUGUGAAGAUGCACAGAGAAGAAGCACAAGGCUUUUUGCUUCCUGUAUCAGUGUUAUGCAACAGCUGCUGUUAUGAUGUAGAACAAAGACUCUGAAAGAAGUUACGCUCUAGUAGGAUUGAGAAAUUCUCUCUCUCUCCCUCUCUCUCUCUCUCUCUCUCUCUCUCUCUCUCUCUCACACACACACACACACACACACACACACACCCCCCAACACACCAACCACAAAAUCAACAGAAUACUCCUUUCUCACCACAGACUUGGUUACAUGUGGAGCAUGCAAACAAUUUCUUCAUGGCUGUCCUACACAGACUGAGCAACAGCAACAGGAGUCAGCACUCUGCUAUUUUUCUGCUACAGUCAAGCAGCAGUUUGGCACACUUCUUAGUUGCCAUGAGCCUCAGCCCAUCACCCUACAAAAGCAAGUGCUUCAGAUCUGAGCAAAAAAAUAAGAACAUCAUCAGCCUUGGGGUUGUUUUUUAAAAGUUUCUAGUGCAGGAAAGUAGUAGCUAGUAAGGCAGAUGUUCAGCUUCUCUUCAGAUGAGUUAAUUUGUGGUCAGCAAGGUUGUGAGAAAAAUGACAUUCCAGAUCAUAUUCAGGACCAUGGGAGUCUAUUGAUUUCAGGUUUUUUUACUAACAAAAUAGCUACUGUUUUUCAAAAUGCUUCUGUCCUUAGUAAAUAAUAAUCAAUCAUUUUAAACAUAGCUUUGAAUUAAUAUUUCCUGUUUCUCAUUACCACUUGUUCCAAGAUAUUUGAAAAUAAAAUUCUCUUGAAGCACCCCCA